Messenger RNA from Pecten maximus, 4619 nucleotides. Its product is annotated as WASH complex subunit 4-like. Gene Ontology annotation, cellular component: endosome; WASH complex. The transcript is spliced from 34 exons. Lineage: Eukaryota; Metazoa; Mollusca; Bivalvia; Pectinida; Pectinidae. Bases 70 to 3714 code for a protein of 1214 amino acids. The record is from RefSeq and is a predicted model, not a curated record. Gene Ontology annotation, biological process: endosome organization; endosomal transport.
CAUUUAAGUCAUGUGAUCGUUCUAUAUUACGGAAGUGUUGUCAUCAUGUGACCGGGGAGUUUUUCCAAAAUGGCGUCCACUACAGUGGACUGGGAGUUUGACAAGUUCGAUGAUGGAUCUUUGAAAAUUGUUGGGGAGUUACAACUGAAAAAGUAUGGACAAUUUCUGGAGGAGUAUGCUUCCCAGCUGAAGGAAAUUGAGGGUGCUUUGGACGAAUCUAUUGGUGAUUCAUGGGAUAUGACACUUGAUCCUAUAGCUUUACAGCUGUUACCCUAUGAACAAACUAACCUGCUACAACUUAUUAAAACUGACAACAAGAUCUUCAACAAGAUCAUCACCGUGCUGGCUUCACUAUGUUGUGAGAUGCAAGCACUGCAGCAUGAGGCUCACACAAAGUUCUACAAUGCCUUGCUGUUCUAUGGAGAAGGCGAGCCUGAGAAUGGUUUGGGAGAUGGUGACGCCCAACUACAGAUGGGGAGGUUGAUGCCCCUUCUACAGGAGCUGUCGUGCUUUGUGAACCGUUGCUAUGAAGUUGUGAGGAAUGUGAUUCAUCAGUUUGCCUGUCUGUAUUCACUCUCACGAGGAGGACCUAAACUUAUUGAUGUUACAGAUGUCCAUUUCAAGGCUGUGUUUGAGGAGUUGGGAGAAGUCCUUGGAGUACUUAUCACACUGGAUGAGAUUGUUGAUAAUCAUGCCUCCCUCAAGGAUCAUUGGACGCUCUACAAAAGGAUGUUGAAGUCUGUGCAUCAUGAUCCCGGGAAGUUUUCUAUUCCUGGGGAUAAACUAAGACAAUUUGAAAAACUCAUCAUGAAGUUAGAGGGAGAGUUAUUGGAUGGUCUCAUAUUCCAGAACUGUGUGGAGCAAUCAUUUGAUAGCAAUACCGUGUCUGUGACAAAAAACUCUGUGUUCCUAGACGAGUUUAAUGUCAACAUCAGAGAUUACUUAACAGAUCUGGAGACUCGGAUAGGAGAAUCAAAUGAGACGGAUCAGCGAUACAAGUUCGUAGGACUGUGUGGUCUGUACGUCUUACACUUCCAGAUCUUCAGAGUAAUCGACAGGAAAGUCUUCAAAUCUCUCUGGGACAUUCAUAAAAAGAUUCCCGGUGUACACCUCAUAGGAAGCAUUAUCUGGUUUCCGACAACAUUUCUACUGAACAAGCUUCCUCAGAUGGUCAAGGCCCUGGACAAGAAGGCUCAGAUGUCGGUCAAAACUCAGUAUCAGACCUGGCUCCAGAGUCGUAACCAGAUGUUGACCAGAGACGUACAGAACUUCCAUACCAGUGUGUCAGCUUGGAUGGUGGAGAUGGAAUCGUCCAUGACCCGAGGAAGAACACUUAUGGAGGAUCUUAACAAUCGCUGUGUCCUAUUCAUACAGGGCCUUCUGUAUGCCUACAAUAUUAACCACCUGGUUCGUACCGUGAUGAAUCUACAUGUAGCAUUACAGAAGCCGAUGACCAAGACAGCUGUACUUUGUCUCUGUCGCCUCACAGAACUUUUAAAGGCCAUUGAACAUACAUUCCACCGGAGGACCAUGCUGAUAGCUGAGUCACUGAGCCACAUCAUCCAGCACCUCAGCUUCCUGAUCCUAAGCUCCAUAGGAACUGCCAGGAAAAGGAUAAUGUCAGACAAGAAAUACAGUGAGAGGAGACUUGAUGUUCUGUCAGCCCUGGUCCUCGCUGAGGCCGCCAUGAAUGGUCCAGGUACCAAAGAGCGACGGCUCAUCGCACAUUUGUCAUUAGCAGUGGGUACUAAAAUGAGAACCUUCAAGGAUGAUGAGGUUCAGAUUCUUUAUGCCAACCUGAAGAAGCUAGAGAUGAUCUGUGAUCUCAGAGAGAGAGUACGACGGUCGUGCGACUGUAGUUUUGUGUAUUGGCAUCGCGUGAUCUUCCCCAUUUACUUGACGGAUAUGCUGGAAAACGUUGUGGAUACCCACAGGAUCCAUUAUAUGGUUGGUGCUCUGAGGGACUGUGUUCCCCCAAUGACAACAGUCCGACACCUCACCUCACCUCAAGAAUUGUUGGACAUAUUUGACAAGGAAAUCUACAGCAAUAUACAAGAGCACCUGUUGGAUCCACUGUGCCGGGCAAUAGAGACCGAUCUUCGGCUCCACAUACACUCACACCUACAACUGGAUGACAGGAACCCUUUCAAAGUCGGCUUCAAGGACCUAUCCAACCUCCUCAAGGUCCAUCCAAUCAGAUUGUUUGAUAGAUACAUCAGUAUUAAAAGGUACGUGGAACACUACCUCAACAUGACCUUCUACAAUCUGACUACAGUCGCACUACAUGACUGGAAAACUUACGGAGAAAUGAAAAACAUGGCUGAACAGAAAUACGGCCUGGUGAUGGUGGAGUCCCAUCUUCCUAGUCAGACCUUGGAACAGGGUCUUGAUGUGCUGGAGAUUAUGAGGAACAUCCAUGUGUUUGUCUCCAAGUACCUGUACAACCUCAACAACCAAAUCUUCGUGGAAUGCUCCAGUAAUAACAAACAUCUCAACACUAUCAACAUCCGCCAUAUUGCCAACUCCAUCAGGACCCACGGCACAGGAAUCAUGAACACAACUGUCAAUUUCACCUACCAGUUCCUGAGGAAGAAGUUUUUCAUUUUCUCACAGUUCAUGUAUGAUGAACACAUCAAGUCGAGACUGAUCAAGGACUGGAAAUAUUUCAAAGAAAAUCACAUGCAUACAGACCAAAAGUAUCCAUUUGAGAAGGCUGAUAAGUUUAACAAAGGGAUACGGAAGCUGGGCCUGUUGCCGGACGGGGAUAGCUACCUGGAUCAGUUCAGGGUCACCAUCAGUCAGAUAGGUAAUGCAAUGGGCUACAUUCGAAUGAUCAGGUCUGGAGGUCUUCAUUGCUGUAGUAAUGCCAUCAGGUUCAUCCCCGAUCUAGAGGACAUUGUCAACUUUGAGGAACUCUGUAAGGAGGAGGGUCUGUCACAGGAGUGCCAGGUUGCUGCCAAAAAUCUUGACAAUGUUGUUGGGAAUUUAGCCAGAAAUUUUGCAGAAGGAACAGAGUAUUUCAAGCUCCUGGUGGAUGUGUUCGCUCCAGAAUUUAGAGAUACCAAGAACAUGCAUUUACGCAACUUCUUUGUUAUACUUCCACCACUGAUUGUAAACUUUGUAGAACAUUCUAUAAGCUGCAAGGAGAAGAUGAGCCGUAAGAACAAAGUGGGAGCAGCCUUCACAGAUGAUGGAUUUGCAAUGGGUGUGGCUUACAUCCUCAAACUGUUGGACCAGUAUCACGAGUUUGACUCUCUCCACUGGUUCCAGUCUGUCAAGGACAAGUACAGGGCAGAAAAGGAUAAAGUAAUGAAACAGCAGCAGUCUUUAUCAACACGACCAGAUGAGAAACUACAACAAACCAUGUCGCUUACUGUAAAAAGACUGGACGUAUGCCAACAGGAAUAUGAUCUUCUAUACUACUCUCUAAGUAGUGCCAGGAUUUUCUUCCGAGCUGACCGUACAGCUGCUGAGGAAAAUGAGGAAAAGGACAAAGAAGCUGCUAAGGCAGGCCAGGCUGACGGGACAACUCCAGCACAGCCAGCUGCUGCACCAGAUCCAGGAGCUUCAGGAACAGCAGCGCCGCCACCACCACCACCACCACCAUCUGGAGCCCCACCCCCACCACCUCCUCCACCCCCUCCUCCAGGUGGGGCACCACCACCCCCACCUCCGCCCCCUCCCCCUCCUCCACCACCACCCCCUCCAAUGUAGAAGGACAGUCUGAGUACAGAAUUUGAACCAGAUGUGUUUGUUGGUGCUAAGUACUGUUAAUUAACUAGAUGACCGACACUUACUGCUAUAAACUAAGAUUAUUUGCUUAAAUACAAUUAUGUUUUACUGAAUUAAAGAGGAGGAAUGUCCGUAUUAGUAUGUGAAGGAACAAACAUUGAUUUACAGGGAAGGAUUUUGGGUCAGCAGAUUGUACAAGGAAAAGUUAUUAGCAUUGUUUGUUUAUUAAAUAUACAAACUGGAUAUAUAUUGUUGAACAUACAAAAAGGCUAAAAACUGUCAAUAUGAAUCCCUCCCCCAUGUAAAAAUCUAUCUAAACAUUCUGUGAUAUAUGUAUACUUCAACCAAACCAUAACCAAAAAUUAGUGUUCCUUCAUUUUUCCUGUUACUUGUCCUUUGUGAAGUAGCAAUUUUCUGGUGCAUUGUAUUCUCUACAAUUUGAAAAUGACAACAAUGUUAAGAAUUGUGUUAUUUAAUUCAUGACCAAUACUCAAUUUUGAAAGUAUGUAUCUAUUUCAUAUAAGCUAAGCUUCAUCUAUAAAUUGGUCUGCAUGUUUCAGCCAUGAUUUGAGAAAUUUAUUUUGACCAUUACUAGAAAGUGUCGUUUAAACAAUUAUGUAAAGAAUGUGUGGUAUGAACUGAAUGUCAUUAGUAUAAUCAUCCUCUAGUUUGAUAUCAGUCAUUCACUGUGUAAUGUACAGUAUUAAAGAGCGUGGUGAUCAAAUUACCUAGGACAGAAAAUAAGACUGCUUCAAACAGUACAGAUUUUACAUGGUGAAUAGUGCAAUGUGACUUCUUUUCCCAAAAUUGAUAGCUCCCAUGGGAGGAUUAGGAAUGCAAUAUGUUACAUUUAUAUAUUAAUCGAGCUAUUAAAUUAUUAAACAAUU